Messenger RNA from Saxophila tyrrhenica, 1128 nucleotides. RefSeq lists its product as uncharacterized. Lineage: Eukaryota; Fungi; Ascomycota; Dothideomycetes; Mycosphaerellales; Extremaceae. Gene Ontology annotation, cellular component: early endosome. The record is from RefSeq and is a predicted model, not a curated record. The transcript has a single exon. The coding region runs from base 1 to 1128 and encodes 375 amino acids. Gene Ontology annotation, molecular function: phosphatidylinositol binding. Gene Ontology annotation, biological process: endocytic recycling; intracellular protein transport.
AUGGCACCCGCCUUGGAGAUCACGAUACCAAACACAUCAACAGCCACCCCCAGCGACAGCAAACGAUACACGCUCUACCACAUCGUCCUCCGGUUACCGCUACGAAGACACGAAGUCGAGAAGCGGUACAGCGACUUUGUGAACCUCGACAAGCAGCUAACCUCCCAAGCUGGUCAACCCCCACCGGCGCCCAUACCUGGCAAGUCCUGGCUCCGGCGAACAGUCAACAAUGCUGCUUUGGCAGAAGAGCGCCGGCAAGCGCUUGAGAAGUACGUCAAGAGCAUCGUAGAGUCGGACGAUGCUCGAUGGAGAAGCAGCAGUGCCUGGAGAGCCUUCUUGAAUCUGCCAAGUGGAACAGCCUCGAGCAAUCCGAACGGCACGCUCUCGAGCUCGAAGCGGAGGGAGAGCGCCGGGGGCAUCAAGGAUCCGAACGAGUGGUUGGAUGCGCACCGAGACUUGAAGGACCAGAUACAGGCUGCGAGACAACUGCUGAAACAACGGGAGGCAGCGACCACUGCACAAGCACAGCACUCGCUGUCUGCCGAGGCGAAGGGAAGCUUGGUGCGAGCGGCAGCAUUCAUCACUCAGCUAGGCGAUGGGCUGAAGAGCAUAGCGGAUGCGAGUAAGGGCGACGAUGCGGGCUGGGGCGGUGGCAAGAGGCUUGGAGAUGGAGAGAUCAGACGUCGGAGGGAUCUACUUGGAGCAGCUAAGAAGGAGGUGGAGGGGUUGGAAGGGUUGCUAAGGAGCAUGGCCACGAAGAACAGCAACACGACGAGUGCGGUGCAGACGGGUGCGGUGGCGACAGCUGGUGACAAGGAAGGGCUGUGGAGAGGAACUUCCGCCGCGAAGCCGAGUGGUCGUGUGCUUGGUGGGCCUUUGAAGGAGACAGAGCGAACGCGGGAGCUCGACAACUCGGGAGUUCUGCAGCUUCAAUCACAAAUCAUGGAGGAGCAAGACGAAGAUGUGAUGGUGCUUGGGAAGACGGUCGCCAAGCUGAAGGAUAUGGGUAUUCUCAUCAACGAGGAGCUGACGGUGCAGAAUGAGAUGCUCGAUUUGGUCGAUCAGGACACAGAUCGUGUGCAAGGCAAGAUUGAUGUGGCGAAGAAGCGGAUCGGCAAGAUCAAGUGA